Messenger RNA from Topomyia yanbarensis, 6885 nucleotides. RefSeq lists its product as uncharacterized. Gene Ontology annotation, biological process: DNA integration. Lineage: Eukaryota; Metazoa; Arthropoda; Insecta; Diptera; Culicidae. Gene Ontology annotation, molecular function: nucleic acid binding. The transcript is spliced from 3 exons. The record is from RefSeq and is a predicted model, not a curated record. The coding region runs from base 913 to 6711 and encodes 1932 amino acids.
AAAAUGUUAUGGGCAUUAUUAUUGUAUAACAAAAUAGUAGGGUACAUAAUUGGUUUUUUAUAAAUAAUUUUAAGACAUCGGUUUUGAAGUGUUUGUAGCUUUUUCAGAUUCGAAAUACUGGCACGGCCCCACACAGAUACAAGGUAGUUCAGCAAUGAGUGGAUGUGCGCAUAAUAAAAUUUUAGAAGUACAUGCUGGGGAACAAAAGAGCAUACUUUAUGCAUAGCCCCACAUAACGAUGCAACUUUUCUCUCUAUAGAUGUUAUAUGCUCAAUCCAGGAGAGUGUGGGGUCUAAGUGAAGUCCUAAAUAUUUGAAGCAGUUAGAUUCCUGAAUUACAGAAUGUCCCAUUCUUGGGUCUGGAUGCACGCCUAUAGCUCUUCUAGAUGAACGAAACAGCAUGUUCACACCGCUGGGUAGUUGGAGUCGGUGUAACUGCGGACCCCCCGAUAACUGACAGUUCACCGUGAAGAAGAAUAAAACAAAAACAAAGUGUAUCGAGAUAGUGCAGGAAAUUUGGAAUUUAUACUAAAAUAAUUAAAAGUUCAGUGUAAGGAAAUGAUCGGUUGAAUUUAGGGAAUCUAUUUACGCAAUUUAACCCUUCGUAUCACACGAGGACUGAGGACCCAAGGCGCAGACAUUACAUCGUAUUGCUUUGUACGGGUAUAAUUUGAAGAAGAAGAGGAAAGGAUCAGAAAGUAUCAAGGAGAAUUCAGGAAGGAUCGAAGUCGUAAGGAAGGAGGAAACUAUUAGAGUGAGUAGAUUUAGUGCAAAUUAUAAAUCUGUAGCAAUUAAGAAAAUAAUGGCAAUAUAUUUUAGUUUUUGAGCUGCUCCGAAUAGCUGCUGCAAAAUAAAUAGUGUACUCGAACAAUCUCAAAAAUCUAAUACAGAGAUUUCGGUACCCUCUAUCACGAUGAGCGAGAGAUCCCUGGACCUAACGACGACGGCGUGUGCGGAGUGUGGAAAAACGUCCACACGGGAUGAAAAGAUGAUUGCCUGUGACAGCUGUGAUUGCUGGUUUCACAUACGUUGUGUGGGAUUAACAACGGUACCGAAAAAAGACAAGAAAUGGUUCUGUAAGGAGAUUACCUGUGAACGCGUCUUCCAGGAAUACCAGAAACAGAAAAAAGCGUCUCGUACAAAGAAAAUUGCGGAAGAAUAUGACAAAUUGAGCACCAAAUCGACGGAUAAUCGUCCACCGUUGCCCGUACCCGCUGCCGUGGAAGAAAAGUUAGAAGCGAUGGAGAUAGAAAAUCAACGUUUGGAAGAAGAGAUGGAUGCGGAGAUGCUGUUGAAGGAAAAGGAAAUGGAGAUGAAAAAUGCGUUGAAAAUAAGAAGAAUGCGAAUGGAGCAAGCGUUGCGUGAAAGAGAAUUGGAAAAUGAUCGACUGUUGCGCGAACAAGAGAUUGAAAAAAAGGAACUCGAACUUCAGCAAGAAUUGCGGGAAAAGGAAGAGCAUCUGGUCCGCAUGAAGGAAAUGGAAAGAGCGUAUCGCGAGAAAAUGUCCAGUGUUGACAGAGAACUACAGAAAGCAGAAAUCGUUGACAGUAAAAAUAUGGAGGGACAAUUGGAAACGACCAAAACAAAUAGGGAACCCAAUUCGUCCAAGCCAUCGGUUAUUGGUAAGUUGACGGAAGGGAACCUAGAACGCCUCGUGAAAUAUAAUGAGGAAACCAGCGAAGAAGAUGAGUGCUCAAGCAGCAGCGAUGACGAUUCGAGCGUCAAUGGCAAGGACGCUAGAGAUAAUGCCAGUGUUGCUCCAAGCAGACAGCAACGUGUCGGACCGAGUAGGGUGCAACUAGCUGCAAGAAGUGGCCUAACAAAAAAGCUUCCUACUUUCUCGGGGAAGCCUGAAGAAUGGCCUCUUUUCUUCGGAGCUUAUCAAGCAUCGAACGAAGCUUGUGGUUAUACGGAUGUCGAGAAUUUGGUGAGGCUCCAAGACAGCCUGAAAGGUGUAGCUCUGGAUGCUGUUCGGGGACAGCUUUUACUUCCGAGGUCAGUCCCAAGAGUAAUCGCGAAGCUCCGUCAGCUCUACGGUCGCCCCGAACAACUCUUACAAAGCCAUCUAGACAAGGUGCGAAAACUUGAACCGCCAAGAGCUGACAGGCUAGCCAGUUUCAUCCCAUUUGGAAACACGGUAGAACAGCUUUGCGAGCAUCUUGAAGCAGCGGAGCUUACACUGCACCUAGUGAAUCCGAUUCUGAUCCAGGAUUUGGUCAGCAAGCUCCCAGAUGGAGAAAAGCGCCAGUGGGUGCAGUAUAAGAGAAAAAAGAAAAUAGUAACACUGCGUACCUUUACCGACUUCGUCUCCAGAAUCGUGGCAGAUGCAUGUGAGGCAAAUGUCAACGUCGAUUACAAAUUAGAUACCAGGUCUACGGCCGACACAGCCGGAAGAAGCAAGCCGAAGGAAAAAGGCGCAGUAUAUAAUCACAGCGCGGUGAGUCAAUCGGAAUCCAAUGUGUUUGAACGCAAGAAACAAAAACCCUGCCGUGCAUGCCAGCGAGAAGAUCACCGUCUGCGGUUUUGCCAAGACUUCCGCGAUCUACCGCAUGCGGAUCGGAUGCGAAUUGUGACGAAAUGGAAACUCUGCAACAUUUGUCUCAAUGAUCACAGUGGUCAAUGUCGCUUCAAGAUUCGCUGCAACGUGGGUGAAUGUAGAGAACCGCACAAUCCACUAAUUCAUCCAAUAGGAAAUGUUGUAGGCAUGAGUGCAUACAUCAGAUCCGGCAGUUCCAUGAUGUUCCGGAUGAUCCCGGUGCAGAUUCAUUGUGGAGACAGAUCACUUACUGUUCUCGCUUUCCUGGAUGAAGGUGCAUCCGUGACGCUAAUUGAAAAUGAUCUGGCUGAACGGCUGGGACUCACAGGGGUGAGAGAGAAGCUGCUUAUCAACUGGACUUCUGACGUUUAUCGUGUUGAGAAAAAUUCAAGGCGAAUGAACGUGUGGACCUCAGCGGUGGGCGUUGGGGACUCGGAGAAGUUUUUAUUGCACACAGUUAACACUGUUGAAAAGCUGAUGUUGCCUCACCAGACGUUGGACGCUAAUGAGUUAUCGACACAGUACGAACACAUGCGCGAUCUACCAAUCGCAUCAUUCGAUGGUCGACCGGGUGUACUAAUCGGCCUUAACAACAUCCAUACUUUCGCCCCUUUGGAAGCAAGAAUUGGAACGACAAGGGAUCCGAUCGCUGUUCGCUGCAAGCUCGGUUGGACUGUAUAUGGACCGCGUCAAUUGAGUUCAACUUCUUCGGGCGGUUUUCUGGGGUAUCAUCAAGCAAUAUCUAAUGAAGAACUGCAUGAUAUCUUGAAGAGCCACUACUCGCUAGAAGAAUCAGUGGUUAAGGUGCAAGAAGAGUCGGCUGAGGAUCAACGAGCUCGAUUGAUCAUGGAGCGAACUACGAAACGAGUGGAAAAUCGUUUCGAGACGGGCCUACUCUGGAAAACGGAUGAGGUGAACUUCCCAGAUAGCUAUCCCAUGGCGUUGAAACGUCUGAAGCAGCUAGAAAGAAAGCUGCAGAAAUCACCAGAGGUGUAUCAAAAUGUUCGGCAGCAGAUAGCAGAAUUUCAAGAAAAAGAUUAUGCUCACUUAGCGACCGAAGAAGAAUUGACCGGUACCGGAAAAGAUAAAGCUUGGUAUCUUCCGUUAAAUGUAGUCAUAAAUCCGAAAAAGCCCGCUAAAAUUCGACUUAUUUGGGACGCGGCGGCAACCGUACAAGGGGUGUCGCUUAACACAAUGUUGCUGAAGGGGCCCGACUUACUCGCGCCUUUGGUAUCAGUGAUCAUCGGUUUUCGGGAGAGACGAAUCGCCUUUGGGGGAGACAUCCGAGAGAUGUACCAUCAACUAAAAAUUAUCUCAGAGGAUAAGCAAGCUCAACGCUUCCUUUUUCGGAAUGACAGCAGUGAGGCGCCAAAGGUAUAUGUGAUGGAUGUUGCUACCUUUGGUUCAACAUGCUCUCCAGCGUCGGCACAGUUCGUUAAAAAUCGUAAUGCGACAGAGUAUGCAAUACAGUAUCCUGAAGCAGCAGCAGCCAUCAUUGAUCGGCAUUACGUCGAUGACUAUUUCGACAGUGUCGAUACGAUCGAAGAGGCGAUAGAACGAGCACAGCAAGUGAAGUUUAUUCAUGAACAGGCUGGUUUUGAGAUGAGGAACUGGGUUUCGAAUUCUCCGGUGGUUUUAUCGGCUCUGGGCGAAAACAAAUCGUCGAGGUCGGUCGUUUUUCAGCAAAAUAAGCAGUCAUCCAGUGAGCGCGUGCUUGGAGUGUUCUGGGAUUUGAACCAAGAUGCGUUCGCGUUUUCCGUUACUCACCGUGCAGAGAUUAAAGCGUAUUUGUUUGAAGAAAAGCGGCCGACAAAGCGGAUCGUUUUAAGCUGUGUCAUGGGACUGUUUGACCCAUUGGGCCUGCUUUCGCCAUUCACGAUCCAUGGUAAAAUUCUCAUACAACAUCUCUGGCGAAAUGGAUGCGAAUGGGACCAAGAGAUCGAUGAACCAAAUUGGUGUUUGUGGAAACAGUGGACGGAGUUGCUGCCUAAAGUGGAAGCCCUACGCAUUCCGCGAUGCUAUUUGGGAGAUACUAUGUCUUUGUCGAUAGAGACGCUCGAGCUGCACAUAUUUACUGACGCGAGUGAAAACGCCUACGGUUGUGUUGCGUAUCUACGAUUGGUCGUUCAUGGAGCAGUGAAGUGUAGCCUGAUCAUGUCACGAGCCAAAGUCGCACCACUGAAGCGCCAGUCGAUCCCUAGGUUAGAAUUGAUGGCAGCAGUUCUGGGGGCCCGAAUGAGGCAAACUAUUAUGGAAACGCAUUCUUUGCGAAUCGAUCAAACCAUUCUGUGGACAGAUUCACGAACGGUACUGUCAUGGCUGCAGUCUGACCAGCAUAAAUUCAAGCAAUUUGUUGCGUUUAGAGUGGGUGAAAUUUUGGAAUUAACUCAUAUGCGAGACUGGAGAUGGGUGCCGACAAAGCAAAAUAUCGCAGAUGUGCUCACUAAGUGGGGUCGUAGUCCACCAUUACACAACGAAUCGGAAUGGGUCCACGGUCCCUCAGUACUGUAUCUACCGAGAGAGCAGUGGCCUUCUGCUGAAACAAUCGAGGAAACCUUAGAAGAAACUAGAGGCACUAUGCUGUUUCACGCGGUGGUCGAAGCCGAAACUAUUUCCAGCUGGACGAAACUAGUACGCGUGGUGGCAACCGUUAUGCGCUUCAUCUCCAACUGUCGACGUAAAAGAAUUGGUUUGCCGAUAGUGACUUAUCAAUCAUCAGAGUACCACUGUCGGUUGAUCCAAGCGGAGUAUUCGACAAUCAAGAAACCGCUUCAGCAGGAGGAACUUCAAAAGGCAGAAACCGUUCUGUGGAGGCAAGCACAAUUCGAGAGUUUUCCCAAUGAAAUGAAUACUCUAACAAGGAAUCUACAAAGGAAAGAUGAUCAGCCACAGGAGAGGAUUGAAAAAUCUAGCACUCUGUAUAAAAAAUCACCGGUGUUAGACGAAGAAGGCGUUCUGAGAGUACGCGGCCGAUUGGAGACGAACGAGGAGCUGCCCUUUGACAUGAGAUUCCCAAUCAUCCUAUCUGGAAAACAUAACAUCACGAAAAAGUUGAUCCUACACUUUCACUACAAGUACGGCCACGCUAACAGAGAAACUGUAUUUAAUGAACUACGUCAAAAAUUUUGGAUCCCAAAGGCGCGUGCUGCUGUACUACAGGCGACGAGGGACUGCAUGUGGUGUAAAGUGAAUCGAUGUGUACCCUUUGUUCCAAUGAUGGCACCGCUACCUGUUCCACGUAUUACCCCUCACUUACGUCCUUUCAGUGCAGUGGGUGUUGACUAUCUAGGUCCGGUCGAAGUCACGGUGGGACGCAGAAAAGAGAAAAGAUGGAUCGUCGUAUUCACCUGUAUGGCUAUGCGAGCGGUGCAUCUCGAUGUGGUGCACAGUUUGAGCACACAAUCCUGCCUAAUGGCCAUCAGGCGAUUCACUUGCAAGCGCGGAGCACCGGAGCAAAUAUUCUCUGAUAACGCUACGUGUUUUCGUGGAGCAAACGCAGCGACGACGAAGAUGAUUCAGAAGAUUAAUGAAGAAUGUGCAAGAAAGGUGAUAUCAACUGUUACUUCAUGGCACUUUAACCCUCCUGGAACUCCGCAUAUGGGUGGCAUCUGGGAACGGAUGGUGCGAUCCGUCAAAGAAGCUCUGAAAGUUUUAGAUGAUGGGUGGAAAUUAACAGACGAGAUCCUUUCAACGAGUCUAGCCGAAGCAGAAGACAUGAUUAAUACUCGUCCAUUAACAUAUGUUCCUCAGGAUGACGACGGCGAAGAAGCCAUCACACCAAACCACUUCUUGCGUGGAAAAGUGACCAAUUUGGACAUGCUUCUGGAUGGUUCCGUGGACUUUGCUGAAACUUUGCGCAAUGUUUACAAGCGGUCACAAUAUAUAGCUAACAAGAUGUGGGAACGCUGGCUGAAAGAAUAUCUGCCCUCGCUAAAUCAUCGCACAAAGUGGUUCGACGACCAGAAGCCGCUCGAAGUUGGGGACCUAGUGUUCGUAGUUGAUGGGAAGUUCAGGAAGAACUGGGUACGAGGAAGAGUUCACAAGGUAAUCCAAGGAGCAGAUGGAAGAAUCCGUCAAGCAGACGUUAAGACGGCGGAUGGCAAGGUGCAUCGGCGUGCCGUGGCGAAUCUAGCGGUGUUAGAAAUUCAAAAUUGUAAAUCCGGAUCUUCAGGAUGAGCCACCAGAUGUUACGGUCGGGGGAUUGUUCACACCGCUGGGUAGUUGGAGUCGGUGUAACUGCGGACCCCCCGAUAACUGACAGUUCACCGUGAAGAAGAAUAAAACAAAAACAAAGUGUAUCGAGAUAGUGCAGGAAAUUUGGAAUUUAUACUAAAAUAAUUAAAAGUUCAG